This is a messenger RNA of Biomphalaria glabrata, 2070 nucleotides long. RefSeq lists its product as uncharacterized. Lineage: Eukaryota; Metazoa; Mollusca; Gastropoda; Planorbidae. The transcript is spliced from 4 exons. The record is from RefSeq and is a predicted model, not a curated record. Bases 215 to 937 code for a protein of 240 amino acids.
CAAAUCAUAGACACAGGCGCGCGCGCACACACAAAGUAACAAUGUGUUCAGAUUUAGCAGCAGUGUUUUAUUUAGGUUUAGAAACAACGGCACAACAUAUACUUUAAUUUCAGCAAUUUGUAAUUUACAUGAUAUUCUGUUGGAAAAACACAUGCUGUAUUUUAGUAUACACCAUUGUAACUGAGGUAAACAGUCAGCCUUAAAGCAUUUAUAAAUGGGCGAAGAGAAACACGAGCCCCCAAGAGAAGUGGCCAACAAAAUGUCCUCCCAUGAUUCCAGUCCAACAGAAGCAACAGAGCUGCCUUCACUGGCCACUAUAGACACCAGCUCAACGAACAACAUCAAUAUGAAACAGUAUGUGAGUGUCAAGCAAUCAUUACCCAAAACGAGGCUGACAAGCACCAUAUUGUACGAGAAUACGAGUCACGACAGACAUUUGGAACUCAAGUUGGCAUCUCUGGAACAUCGAAGAGAGAGAACUCUUGAAGCGUUUGAAAUAAGCAGACGAGCAUUCAUCAAGCAGCAGGCGAAAAAACGUCGGAAAUGGAUGAGAGAGGAUGAGAUCAAGCUAUCUAGCCUCAACCUCCCAAGCUUGUCGCCUGCUGUUGUGGAACGACGACCCAGUGUGGAAGUUGUUUAUCAUUGUAUUCUUAACAAUCCAGAAACUGAAACUAAACAACUCAAACGUAAGCCUGUCCUGCCGAUGCUGAAAAUGCGCAAAGAAAGGACGGAAAUUGUGUCACACCACGAGAAAACGUUCUUAACCCGGCUACCUUCGUAUGUCGAGAUUGACUACAAGGUACAGAACAAGUUUGAUUCCUACAGAGGGAAGGACUUCCUUAACCACGGCUAUCCCUGCAAGGACGAACGCUUUGUCAGGCUACACACUCUACUGCAGCCAAGGCCCAGAAAGAAGCGCUUGUGGGAGAUAUUUUAAACCCCCCACGUACAUCUUUUGAAUUUACAAUUAGAAAGCUAUAUUUACUUUUAGUUGCACUGGUCCUCUGUAACAUUGUUUUGUUUCAUAUUGUCAAUUAAAUGUAGCCUUUUAAUAACUCUUAAGCUAAUUGAAUUGUGAUCGAAAAUGAAUCACUAUAUAUUUGUUUUUCUUCAUUUCUUCAUAUAACUGCCAAUACCUCCAAUACCUUUGUGUUCGUGUUCCGGGUGUCAUUAUAAAUAAACUAUGACUUCUAUAGAGCGCUACUUUCAUGCAUAUAGCAUGCUCAGAAAGCUUUGGUCCAAUCUCAUUUGUGGACCAGUGUGUGUGUGUGUGUGGGGGGGGGUAUCUAGGAGUUGGUUUUCCGUGCUGCCUUUAGGCGCUCAGUAAACACAACUCUGCUCGAAUCGGUUGUCGAACCUCGGGCCUUCAUAGGUAGCCAAGCCUAGCACUUAGCCUCUCGACCACGCUUCCCACAACAAUACCAAGAGAUCUGGACGUUAAACUAGAAUAUUAAUUCAUUUCCAGAAUGUAAUAUACCCUUAAUGGUCCCUGUGUAGCAUGUAUAUUUUUCUCAAAUAGACUGUAAACUGAACAACUUUCAUCAAAUUGUACGGUUUAAUUUGUUCAUAGCAUAGAUUUUAAAGUUUGUUUUAACACCUACACCCCUAGAGUCUUACUAGACGAUUUAUAGACAAGGAAUCACAAACAUUAGCCAUGAAUUUUGCUUCUCACAACUAUACAGUCACUUUAGAAAGUUUAGACACUGCAGCUUCGAGCAUGAUACUUUUAGGAAGAGCUUUCGUGAACUUAAAUUAAUUAUUGAAUAAUGUUUUUUAAAAAUGUAAUGUGAAAGGCUAUUUUUUUAUUUAAAAAAAAAAAGGGAAAUUUAAACUUUCGGAGGAAACCCCGAGUGGAAAUAAACGAGACGAAAGUAGUUCUUUUUUUAUGUUUUUUUUUUUUUUUUUUGGAGGGGGGGGGGGGGGAGAGAAACGGUUUACGUCUUCUGUGCUGUAGAAACGGUUAGUACGCUCUAUGCUUUUAAGGAGGGUCAUGUUAUGCUUUAAUUUGAAAAGUAUUGGAUAAUCUUGUGGUUUUAUGGAAUUUAAAUACAGAAUAAAACGUUUAAGAGG